Bipolaris maydis ATCC 48331 is the source of this 1567-nucleotide messenger RNA. The record is from RefSeq and is a predicted model, not a curated record. NCBI's taxonomy places the organism in Eukaryota, Fungi, Ascomycota, Dothideomycetes, Pleosporales, Pleosporaceae.
CNUGCCAUUUGCGUUCCAGAUCUUCCGUUCUAGCGACAGGGUGAGGUGCAGUGCAAUGAAUCCCAGCUCGAACCCCAUGUGCUGCUAGCCAUCGGACUUCUUUCCUCCAGCCCUCUUACAUAUUGGCCCUGAUGGCAGCCACGGCCAGCGCCAGUUCCCCAGCAUUCGAUCUGGAGGCGCUGAUUCAGUGCAUCUACAUCAGUGGGUUGGUGGAUCGUGUGCGCGGAUUAUCCAGCGAGCUUCCCUCUCCGACAGCCUCGAUUGGUCCUGGGAUUAGCAGCGCAUUCGGUGUCAAUGUCAAGCCCGACGCCUUUGCGCCAGAUGUUGUGCAGUACGAGCACCAUUUUGCAGAGGCUAGAAACAGCUAUCGCUAUCUGGGUGCAGAGGCGUGCCUAGUCAAGUCGCCCAGAUUGCACGCAACACACGACAUACGCAGCGAGCGGGUCGACGACGAACUCGACGACUGGCAAUGCAUGAACAAGGACUCUCCCGAAAAGCAAUAUGAGCUCAAGCAAUUGUAUCUAGAGGUUAUGCAGCCUCUCUAUCCAAUUCUGGACCCUUCACUGCGCUACCUCCAGCACGAACUACCCACCGACCUCAAUUCGACUGAGCUGUUCUCGCUGUACAUGAUUUAUUCUAUUGCAUGUUACAUUAUUCCCAACACCGGCAAAAGACAGCCACAUGGCCAAAGCAACCACUCAUCAAGUAGACUUGCAUAUCACCAAGCCAACUCAAUCAGAUAUCGUUCGUUGGCGACGCAAUACUUUGCUGAUGCCAUGGAGCACCUGGAAUUGGCAACCUUGGAACCCAACAUUGACACAAUCCGCUCCGUCUUGCUCCUCGCCUUCAACAGCUCAUUUGAUCCCUUGACAGGCAAUAUCGGACAGCAGAUCGCUCUUGCCGGGCGUCUAGCAUUUGACCUUGAAUCAAAGCGCGCCCUUCAGGAACUUGAACCCAAUGACGUUGAAAUGCUACAAGCCAUGCACAUGACAAUCUUUACUCUCGAAAACCAAGUCGCCUCGACCCUCGACCGCCCCGCUCUCUUCCCCGAACCCGAUUCCGAACUCUGCUUUGACAAGGACAAGCCCGCUGAAUAUCUCUGCUCCUUAAACCGCAUGCAGAACCGGUUUCGAAAAGGCGAUCUCGUAGCAAAGGAGAACGUGAAAAAGUUACUCCCGCUUUUUGACGAGAAAGAUGAGUUGAUACCCAUCUUACGCAUCUCACUACACAUAACGCAUUUCGUGCUGAACCCUUGCUGGGGAAGCGCAUGGCACGUCUUAGAAGCAGUAGUAAGCUGCGGCAGCAUCCACGUCUUCUUGACGCCGCACUGGGUCUACCGCGCUGGUGUGGUGUUGAUACAAAACAUGCCAGCGAUUUUUGGGGGUAAUCUCAUUCAGCUCUACUCGAAUGCGCUGCUGGUGCUUGAGCUUUCGUCGUGGAAAUGGCCGAGUUCUGCGGCGCUAUCAGCGUCAUUGGUCGACUUGAUGCAGCAUAUGAAGACAAAGUAUCGGCCGGAUUGGUCGGAUAAGUUGCAGCAUGGGGGUGUGAGGAUUUGAGGGGGUUUGGG